GGCUCAAGUCAUUUUGGCUCAAGACCUGGUGCCAUGUCUUCCUGGAUAGUCUCAAGAAUGCGUUAUGUCACUCGAAGCGUCGAUAAAGAACUGCGGCCUGACAAAACAAUGGAGCGCCGCACUGCGGUUGCUCCGCGAAGGAGUUCAAUAUGGCGUGCAACUCGUCCCAAGCCACUACUUUGCGACUGUCAGCGCAUGCAGAAAAGGCGGGCAAUGGCAACACACGUUAUCAGUGCUCAGUGAGAUGUGGGUGGCGAAGUUGGAGCCCAACGUCAUCAGCUACAGCGCUGGGAUCAGCGCGUGCGAGAAAGGCCGGCAGUGGCAGCGGGCGCUUGCGCUGCUGAGCGAGAUGUGGGAAGCGAAGCUGGAGUCCGACGUCAUCAGCUGCAACACUGGGAUCAGCGCGUGCGAGAAGGUCGGGCAGUGGCAGCGGGCGCUUGCGCUGCUGAGCGAGAUGCGGGAGUCAAAGCUGCAGCCCACCCUGGUCAGCUGCAACGCUGGGAUCAGCGCGUGCGAGAAGGGCGAGCAGUGGCAGCAGGCGCUUGCGCUGCUGAGCGAGAUGCAAGAGGCGAAGCUGGAGCCCGACGUCAUCAGCUACAGCGCUGGGAUCAGCGCGUGCGAGAAGGGCGGGCAAUGGCAGCCGGCCCUGGCGCUGCUGAGCGAGAUGCGGGAGGCGCAGCUGGAGCCCGACGUCAUCCUCAGCUACAGCGUUGGGAUCAGCGCGUGCGAGAAGGGUGAGCAGUGGCAGUGGGCGCUCGCGCUGUUGAGCGAGUUGCGGGAGGCGAAGCUGGAGCCCGACGUCAUGAGCUACAGCGCUGGGAUCAGCGCGUGCGAGAAAGGCGAAAGUUGCGGGAGGCGAAGCUGGAGCCCGACGUCAUCAGCUCCAGCGCUGUGAUCAGCGCGUGCGAGAAGGGCAAGCAGUGGCAGCGGUCUCAGCUACACCGCUGGGAUCAGCGCCUGCGAGAAGGGUGCGCAGUGGCAGUGGGCGCUCGCGCUGUUGAGCGAGAUGCGGAAGGCGAAGCUGGAGCCCAACGUCUCAGCUACAAUGCCGGGAUCAGCGCAUGCGAGAACGGCGAGCAGUGGCAGCGGGCUCUUUCGCUGCUGAGCGAGAUGCGGGAGGCGAAGCUGGAGCCCAACGUCAU
This is a messenger RNA of Prorocentrum cordatum, 1142 nucleotides long. The record is from the annotation of a GenBank genome assembly. NCBI's taxonomy places the organism in Eukaryota, Dinophyceae, Prorocentrales, Prorocentraceae.